CUUUCACAUCCCCUCAUUUCACCUGCCUUGUCGACCACUCCCUCCUUCCCCCAAUCACACAUGCGCUUUACCCGCCUCACAGAGACCACCCUCUCCACUCCACAGACCAACCUCCCCCCACUCUCUCUCCCUACCAAGGAGGUUUUUCAGCGCUGGUCUCGACAGUGUGCGAUGGACAGCAUCACGGAGCCUCAGUGAUUAUUCGCACGGAUGCUUGACGGAGACCUGAGCUGACAUCUCGGCGCUCAAUUUUUUUGUGGAGUAUUUGGCAUAAACACUUUUUGUUUUAUUUGCGGCUCAAUCAACACAGCAAGCACUAUGGAAGAAGACAUGGACGAGGGGCAGACCCAAAAAGGGUGCCUGGAAUGCUGCAUCAAAUGCCUGGGUGGCAUCCCCUACCCCUCGCUCGUAGCCACCAUCUUGCUGUACGCCGGCGUGGCUCUCUUCUGCGGCUGCGGCCACGAGGCUUUGUCCGGCACCGUCACCAUCCUCCAGAACUACUUUGAGGUGGUGCGGAGCCCCGUGGACGCACUGGACGUCUUCACCAUGAUCGACAUCAUCAAGUACGUGAUCUACGGCAUCGCUUCGGCCUUCUUUGUCUACGGCAUCCUGCUCAUGGUGGAGGGCUUUUUUACCAGCGGCGCCAUCAAAGAUCUCUACGGAGACUUCAAGAUCACCACCUGUGGACGCUGUGUCAGCGCUUGGUUCAUCAUGCUGACGUACAUCUUCAUGCUGGCCUGGCUGGGAGUGACCGCUUUCACCUCCGUGCCCGUCUUCAUCUACUUCAACAUCUGGAAUAUUUGCCAAAACGCCACCGUGCUGGAAGGAACCACCCUCUGCCUGGACCCACGCCAGUAUGGCAUUGUGCCAAUUGCCAAGGCAAAGACGGUGUGUGCAGGACGAGAGGACUUCUACAAGAUGUGUGAAUCCAACGAGCUGAACAUGACGUUCCACCUGUUCAUCUGCGCCCUGGCUGGAGCAGGAGCUGCCGUCAUCGCUAUGAUCCACUACCUGAUGGUGCUGUCAGCCAACUGGGCUUACGUGAAGGACGCGUGCAGGAUGCAGAAGUACGAGGACAUCAAGUCCAAGGAGGAGCAGGAGCUUCAUGACAUACACUCCACUCGCUCCAAGGAACGACUCAACGCUUACACAUAAAACCAAGCGAAACACUCCCUCUCGAUUCGGUCUUUCUCUACAAGGGGGGGAGAAUUGUGCUAUGUAUGUGUGUGUGUGUGUGUGUGUGUGUGUGUGUGUGAGUGUGUGUGUUUGGAGGGGGGGGCGCCUCGGCCAUAAACAACAUUUCUGAUGACAUACAAAAGCCCCUUUACCUCUCUUAUGGAUGCUGUUUGUUACCAUCAUGGCAGUUAUUGAAACAUA
This is a messenger RNA of Nerophis lumbriciformis (worm pipefish), 1377 nucleotides long. It is a transcript of the gene gpm6aa, whose product is annotated as glycoprotein M6Aa. Gene Ontology annotation, cellular component: neuronal cell body; axonal growth cone; plasma membrane. The record is from RefSeq and is a predicted model, not a curated record. Lineage: Eukaryota; Metazoa; Chordata; Actinopteri; Syngnathiformes; Syngnathidae. Gene Ontology annotation, biological process: neuron projection development.